Anoplophora glabripennis (Asian longhorned beetle) is the source of this 1371-nucleotide messenger RNA. It is a transcript of the gene Mocs2B, whose product is annotated as molybdopterin synthase catalytic subunit. Gene Ontology annotation, molecular function: molybdopterin synthase activity. The coding region runs from base 89 to 1108 and encodes 339 amino acids. The transcript is spliced from 6 exons. Gene Ontology annotation, biological process: Mo-molybdopterin cofactor biosynthetic process. Gene Ontology annotation, cellular component: cytosol. NCBI's taxonomy places the organism in Eukaryota, Metazoa, Arthropoda, Insecta, Coleoptera, Cerambycidae. The record is from RefSeq and is a predicted model, not a curated record.
AUAAAAACUGGUGAUGAAAUUGCAGUUAUUCCUCCAUUGAGUGGUGGUUAAUAAACAUUAGGGGGUAUUUAUCUAAAUUUAUUUUAAGAUGGACCACCUUAAGUUUACUAAUGAAAAAAUAUCCGUGGAAGAGGUUACUGGCCUUGUAAUAUCUCCAUCCUGUGGAGCUGUAUCUGUUUUUAUGGGAACAACAAGAGAUCAUUUUGGUGACAAGCCUGUAGUAAAACUAGAAUAUGAAGCAUACGAACCUAUGGGAAUGAAAGCCUUAAAGCAAAUUUGUUGCGAUAUUAGAGAAGAGUGGAGUUCCGUAGAAAAUAUUGCUAUUUAUCAUAGAUUAGGUGUAGUGCCUGUACAAGAGACGAGUAUAGUGAUAGCAAUAUCUUCUCCACAUCGAGAGGAAGCUAUAAAGGCAACGGAAUGGUGUAUUAAUAGUGUAAAAAAAUUGGUACCUAUUUGGAAAAAGGAGUUUUAUGCAGAUGCAGAUUCCAACUCUCAGUGGAAGGAAAAUAAAGAAUCAUCUCCUUAUCCUCCAAAGCUUAAAAAAAAUAAAUUUGAAUUCCAACAGAAAGUAGAUGUUCCUUAUGUGCCUCCAUAUUUAAUACAAGUUAAUGCUUCUAAGGCAGAAGUAGAUGAGAGGAUUACAAAAUUUAUGGAGCGAAAAAGGACUGAGAUAGAUACUAAUAAUAUAAGAGAAUUUUGUUGUGGUGACAGAAAUUCAGAAUUUACUUGUGCUCGAAUUGAUGCGGUUCUACAAAAGCGGAAGGAUUCUAAAAGUCAUUUGGAAGUUAAUCGGGUGUUAAAUUCUUAUCAGCACAGGGAUCAAACUAACUCAGAUUACUUAAGAAAAUUUAUACCUCCAAAUGGUAUCGAAGAAAGACUACAGAACCUUGAAUGCCAAUUAAGUUUGACAACUGUUGUUCCCAAAAAUAUUUAUAAUCGUUUAAAAUCGUUAGAAGAUCGUUUGCUGUAUUUAGAAUCUGUAUCACCUGAAUAUUUACAAUUUUGGGACAAGACAACUCCAGCAAAAGCAUAUAGAAAGAAAAUAUAUACUAUAGAAGAACUUGAUGAACUUAUAGCUGAAACAGAAAAGAAAAUCAAGGCUGCAUAAAAAGUGGCAUAUCUCUUGUCCUCUUAAGAUGCACAUCACUAUUCAUAGUGAAGAUUGAUAUUGAAGAAUCAGGCUCCUUUAAUGAAGGACAAGAAAUAAUAGUUUUAUGGUCCAAAAUUAGAUAUUUCAAAUCACAGCAUAUUAUUGAAUUAAAAGAACGAUUUGUCCGUUGUUAAUAUGACUCAUUAAAUGUAGUAAAUAAUGCUUUAAAUUUAUGUUUAUUUAUAUGUAUGUACAUUUUGUAUUAAAAAUUGGAUAUUAAA